Molecule: messenger RNA, 1542 nt
Organism: Anopheles bellator
Lineage: Eukaryota; Metazoa; Arthropoda; Insecta; Diptera; Culicidae
Gene: net
Exons: 2
Coding region: 235-1542 (435 amino acids)
Molecular function (GO): protein dimerization activity; DNA-binding transcription factor activity
Source: RefSeq, a predicted model, not a curated record
GAUAAAAAUAAAGCAAGCGAUAAGCAAACAGUGACAGAUAGAGGCCGUUCGGUACGGUGAACCGCUCGAGGCCGAUCCACUAUCGCCCAGAGUCGAGUGUCCGAAGAGGAUAAGUGCCGGUGACAUAAGGGAGGCACAAGGAAGCAGAAGCGUUACGGAGCGAAGGGUGUCCCCAGUAGAGGGGUGUGUGCAACAAGUGAAGUUGGCAGUUGGCGUGACCCGCCCCGGGGGGGAAUGUGGUCCGAGGCGAUGAGCAGCUUGGCCAAGAUGUACCCCAAGCUCAGUCCAGUGGAGUUGUCGGCGAUCCUGAUGAAAGGUGCAGCCAUGUCUAGCUCGUUGGAACGCGAUUCCGGUUUCAACUCCGGCAGCUCCGAGCACGAAGACGACCUGAAGUCGUUGGACCAGAGCUCCCGGGAUGGGCUGAUCAGCCCGGAGAACAGCUGUGAGGACUCGAUCGAGGUGAAGCUUCCCGCAACGUUGACGGCCACUACAACCGCCAUCACCACCACACCUUCCGUUCCGGGUUCACUCAUUAAGAACAAGCGCAAGAGCUCGGAACCGUUGCGUGUGGUAGCGGAAACGGAACUGCUGGCCCCGCUGAAGAAGCGCAUCCGAUACCAGGACUCGUCGACGGUGAAGCAUGAAGAGGACGAAGAGGAAGACCUGCGAUCGGUAUCCCGAGCGGCCGCUGCCAGCCCGUUCAGGCCGUGGGCUCCCGAAGGCCAGGCCGGACUUCCGCUGCCACCACACCAAACCACCUCCGCUCCAUUCCCCAGUCCAGCCGAUCUCCACGUGCGUCAUCCGGCUGUCACGACACUCCAUCGGGCUCCGUUCACGAACCCGAUCGAGCAGCUGCAACCGUUGGCGUUGGUGGCGAAAAAGAGCAACCCGCCGCAGACCGAGGCUCAUCAUCAGGGGUCCUCUUCCCGGUCGGCGACCCUAGCAUCCUCCCCAUCGCGUCAUACCGCGGAGUCCAACGCGGAAGGCGAUCGGGAGUCCGAUUUGGCGCACAAGCUCCAUCUCCUGCAGGAGCAUCACCGGCACUCGCGGUUGCACCACGAUGUCCAACACCACCAUCCGCACCAGCAGCACCACCACCACCUGGGGUCGACGCUUUUCGUGGCCCCACGUGCCAGCUCGCUCGAUGGCGACGACGGCGGUUCGCUGAUUGUGGACAACGAGGACGACGCCAAGGGUUCCUCGUCGUCGACGGGCGCUACGUUGGCAACCCAGUCACGAAACUACAAAAACAUGACCCGCGAACGGCGCAUCGAAGCGAACGCCCGGGAACGGACCCGCGUCCACACGAUCUCGGCCGCGUACGAGAAGCUCCGGCGAGCGAUCCCGGCGUACUCGAACGCGCAGAAGCUCUCGAAGCUGUCGAUCCUGCGCAUCGCUUGCUCCUACAUCCUCACGCUCAGCCGGAUGGCCGGCGAGGACUACAGCGAGGACGCGUCGGAACCGUCGAUCGCCGACUGCGUGGCGAUGGUGACGCGCACCAUCCAAACCGAGGGCAAGAUUCGCAAGAAGAAGGACGACUGA